UUGUGAGUGAGGGGUGUGUGUCUGGGGUGUAUGUGAUGGUGUGGAUGUGUGAGAGGAGCAAGAAUGUGUUUAGGGUAGGGCAUUUCCAGGUGCAAGGUGUGAGGGUGUAUAUCUGUGGUUUUGGAGGUAUGAAGAUUAAGUUAUAAGGGGAUGUUAGAGAUAGGAGGGUCAUGAGGGGAGGGUUAACUAUGCGUGUGUACCUCCAGGUUGUGCAGAGAGAACUAGGAAUGGAAAGGGAAAGAUUAGAGGGGCGUUGGUGGGAGUGUGUUGAGGUGUGAGCCUGUAUGAAUGCUGAGUGGAUCAUGACAUGCUAAAGACAGGAUGGUAUUAGUUAAAUGUACGUGCAGGUGUAGACAAUCCUGGUGGCUAGUAUGUAAAAGUGAGUGUCCUGACUCCCCUUAGAGGGCACCAGCAGACUGCUCUUGGAGGGGCUGGGUCUGGAGAAGUUAAUAGGAGAUGGGAAGGGCAUCCAUUUAACCUCUUCUUGCCUGCAGCCCACGGAGCCUGGAGUCAAAAAGAAUCAUGGGGUCUGGGGCUGAGCUGUGCACUCUCUUAGGCGGACUGUUGUUCCUCCUGCUACUGAUGUCAGGCGAGGGGGCCAAGGAUGAAUCCCUCAAAGAGAGUCAAGGGGUCUGCUCUAAGCAGACACUGGUGGUCCCGCUCCGCUACAACGAGUCCUACAGCCAACCGGUGUACAAGCCCUACCUGACCCUGUGCGCUGGAAGGCGCAUUUGCAGCACCUACAGGACCACGUACCGCGUGGCGUGGCGAGAGGUGAGGCGGGAGGUGCAGCAGACUCACGCCGUGUGCUGCCAGGGCUGGAAGAAGCGGCACCCGGGGGCGCUCACCUGCGAAGAAGCCAUCUGCGCCAAGCCUUGCCUGAACGGAGGCGUCUGCGUUCGGCCGGGCCAGUGCGAGUGCGCCCCGGGCUGGGGAGGGAAGCACUGUCACGUGGACGUGGAUGAAUGCAGGACCGGCGUCACCCUCUGCUCGCACCAUUGUCUCAACACGGCGGGGAGCUUCACAUGCGGCUGCCCCCACGGCCUGCUGCUGGGCCCAGACGGGCACACCUGUGCGGAGGGGUCCCCGGAACGCCCAACUAGUGCCAGCAUCCUCAGUGUGGCCGUUCGGGAGGCGGAACAAGAUGAGCGCGCACUGAGGCGGGAGAUUCGCGAGUUGCGAGGGCGCCUGGAGCGGCUGGAACAGUGGGCUGGUCAGGCCGGGGCCUGGGUCCGAGCUGUGCUUCCCAUGCCACCCGAAGAGCUGCAGCCAGAACAGGUGGCCGAACUGUGGGGCCGGGGCGACCGGAUCGACUCUCUCAGCGACCAGGUGCUGCUGCUGGAGGAGAGGCUGGGUGCCUGUUCCUGUGAGGACAACAGCCUGGGCCCUGGUCUCAAUCAUCGAUAAGGAGCAAACGCAGAGCCCCUGCCCCCUAAUUUAUACAGAAACUGGACCCACUAAUCCUCUGGGAUUGGCUGACUGGAAGUUGCAGAUAAGGCUAUCAGCCACCAGGGAGCAAUGAGCAAUGGACACUUCAGAGAGCUGAAGAAAGGAGGAAAGCGGCUUGGCCCACCCCUGAGUCAUCUGGCUGGGGGUAGGUUGCCUGGGCUAGGAUUCCUUCUUCAACUCCUUAAAAAAUGCAACCAGCAAGCA
Molecule: messenger RNA, 1653 nt
Organism: Galeopterus variegatus (Sunda flying lemur)
Lineage: Eukaryota; Metazoa; Chordata; Mammalia; Dermoptera; Cynocephalidae
Gene: EGFL8
Product: EGF-like-domain, multiple 8
Exons: 8
Coding region: 523-1407 (294 amino acids)
Biological process (GO): anatomical structure development
Cellular component (GO): cell surface; extracellular region
Molecular function (GO): calcium ion binding; signaling receptor binding
Source: RefSeq, a predicted model, not a curated record